Messenger RNA from Thamnophis elegans (Western terrestrial garter snake), 3337 nucleotides. RefSeq names its product asparaginase and isoaspartyl peptidase 1 (gene ASRGL1). The transcript is spliced from 8 exons. The record is from RefSeq and is a predicted model, not a curated record. NCBI's taxonomy places the organism in Eukaryota, Metazoa, Chordata, Lepidosauria, Squamata, Natricidae. Bases 351 to 1295 code for a protein of 314 amino acids. Gene Ontology annotation, molecular function: asparaginase activity.
UCCAUUGAAAAGCUCCGAAGGCGGCUGUUUUCUUAAGGGCAAAAGGUGCGCGGUAGGAGCUUGACCGAGGCGACCUUUCUCCUCGCUCUCGAAAACAGAUGUGCUUGCCAGAGGCGCCAAGCUGGCUUCCUCGCUGCCCAUUUCGCGCAGCCUCUUUCAAAGCGUUUUAAGCCGGAGGCGUUUGGGAGCAGCUGAAGAAAUCCAGUUCCCUGCCCUGUAUGCAACAGAGUUUUGAUGAGUUGUUGGUUAUUACUUGCUCAGCAGAGGCUGAGUGUCAGUGCUAAAAUCAAUUUUCAUUGGCAGAAUUGAGUUGGGAGGAGAUUUUCAUUCCAAGAAAAACAUUCAACAGCAUGAAGCCAGUUAUUGUUGUUCACGGUGGAGCUGGUCGCAUCUUUAAAGAGCGGGAAGAUGGAAGUCGCUCUGGUGUCAUCAGAGCAGCGUUGAAAGGUUACAGCAUCCUUAAACAAGGAGGAACUGCAUUAGAUGCAGUUGAAGAGGCCGUGAUAUCAAUGGAAGAUGAUCCACAUUUUAACGCGGGUUGUGGCUCUGUGUUAAAUGAGAAGGGCGAAGUAGAAAUGGAUGCUAUUAUCAUGGAUGGGAAAAAUCUAGCCUCAGGAGCAGUAUCAGCCGUGAAAUGUAUUUCUAACCCAAUAAAGCUUGCUCGUCUUGUAAUGGAAAAGACGGAACACAUGUUGCUGACCGAUCAAGGGGCCUCAGCCUUUGCUAAGGCUAUGGGGGUCCCUGAGGUUCCCGGAGAAAAAUUAAUCACGGAGAGGUCGUUGGAGAGGUGGAAGAAAAACCUCGAGGCUGACUGGAACCCUCAAGAAUGUCAAAAAGAUCUUGGAACAGUUGGAGCCGUUGCUAUCGACAGUGCAGGAAACGUAGCUUGUGCGACAUCAACAGGAGGACUUACUAACAAACGGCUUGGCCGCGUUGGUGAUACAGCGUGCAUAGGAAGUGGUGGCUAUGCAGAUAAUAGUGUUGGUGCCACCUCCACCACUGGCCAUGGAGAGAGCAUUAUGAAAGUGAUCCUAGCAAGACUUACUCUUUACCAUAUGGAGCAAGGGAAAUCACCAGGAGAGGGUGCCGAUGCUGCUCUAGAUUGUAUGAAAACCAGAGUUGGAGGCUUAGGUGGCAUCAUUGUUAUUAGCAGUUCAGGGGAGUGGGCUGCUAAGUUCUCUACCAACCAGAUGUCAUGGGCUGUUGUGAAGGAUGACCAGCUACAGUCUGGCAUUUAUACUGGGGAGAGGAAUACACAGUCCGUUGAAGAAGCUCUUGUCUCCAUUGGAUCUUAGAAACUAGGAAGGACACCGAAGUUGUGUCACAGGAGGAAGAUCAUGGAAUUGAAUCUGCACCCUGCUCAGAAUGAGGCACGCACUUUUUCCAGGUGCAAGUACAAGUAGCCUAUCGGAGUUUUUCUUCUAGAUUGUGUAUGUUUAGUUCCUAUUUGUAAUCUGAUUGAUAAAAUAAUUUUGGCUCGGUACGUAUUUUAAUUUUCAUUCUUCUGAAUAAAAGGUUCUUCAGAAAUUUAUUGAUGGAAUUUCAUCAGCUUCUUGAUACCGGAUACAUCUGUCAAAUGAUAAUGUGAAGAGAUGCUUAUCAUUGAGAAAAUGAAUAUAAUUAUAAGAUUAGUAGAGGGGAACGAUGUGUACUGAAAUAUCCGUAUGUGAUUAUCUCAUGUUUACAUAUAAAUUAACAUUGCACUAUUAAUUACUCUCUUUAACUAAACUUGAAUAGUUGUUUUUAAAGCUUUCUGUAUGAAAUUACAGUAGUGUUUUAUUUGAAACAAUAAGAAAUGAAAAUGAAAAAUAUAUUUUCUCACUAUAUAUUUUUCAAAAAUGUUUUGUGAUUAAGAAUUGUGUAUAUGUUUAUAUUAUUGGUCUAAAUCUAUUGUUCUGUGACUACGGUUUUAAAAAAACCAAGCAGCAUUGUUAAAAUCCAAGUAACUUUAUAAUACAUUUGUUCACAUGUGUUGUUUUAAAUCUGGAAUUAAAUGUACCAUGUUCUCAGGAACAAAACAAUUUAGAGAAAAUCAUAGUCAUAAUUUAUGAUGAUACAUUGUGAUGGAGGUGGGCAAGAUUUUAUUGUUUUGAUGCUAAAGUUGGAUGACUAACAUCAGGGAUAUAAAGAAGUAAGGGAACUAAGAGGCUAUUUUGCACACAGGUUCAAUAAGCCGUAUGUUUGGUUUUUCAUGUUUUCCUAGACAAAUUUAAAAUAUUACUUUUCUAGAAUUAUGAGAGAUGUCUAUCGCCUCCACUUUCCAUUGAACCAAAUCUUAACAGUUCUUAUUUUCCAACAAUAAUAAUUUAUUAUUUUGAUCAGCAGGUUUUGGAUGCUAUUAUUUGGAUGCUACAUAUUACUAAAGCAUAACUAUUCAUAUCUGCUUUUUGAUCCCAGAAUUUAUAUCAUGCUAAGUUCUGAUCCUGGAUCCUUCUAGAGUAGGGGUGUCAAACCCGUGGUCCGUGAGCUGAUGUGUCACACACUGGCCAUGCCUGUCCUCAUUUUAGCAAUGAUGUGUCGUGAGUUUGACACCUCUGUUCUAGUGUGUUACGUAAGCUAAUCAUUCCUAGUUUUCCAUAAUCAGUAAUUUAGAUUAUUGCACUAUUCUCACAAUACUACUGACUACCCCCCCAACACGGAAAGUUUGAUAAACUUAGGAGUUAGUAGAUGCUUUGUACUCCCCAACCCUCUUUGCAAUAGAUUAUGGUGCCGAUAGGAAUUUAAUGGCAUUUGUCACGAAGAUCACACACUAUUCAGACUCUCUGGAUUAACUUUUCAGCUGAAUUUCAGAGCAUUUGUGUUCAGAUUUGACUUGUUUUGACUUGACCACAAAUCCUUCUGUAUUUCAAAAAUACCAUGUUUUCUUUCAUUUUCUAAAUAUUAUUGCGGUUCUAAAGCCUUGAAUGUCUGAUUGCUAAUGCUUUACUAGUUCCAAUCAUGUACUAAUGCAUUGUAGCAUAUAGCUCAUCAAAUACUUGGCUGUGUCAGGCAAAAUGAGCAUAAAACCAUAAUCCACGUAUAGCAACAUAGGAAGCAUCUCCUUAGCAACACUAAGCCUUAUAAAAAUAUGCUAUUUUAUAUAGAUCAUACUUUAUCUAAUUUUACUGAAAAAUAAAGUCCUAUAAGCUAAUAACUUCCAUACUUAGUCCCAAUUAGCUUUUGUAGUUCUGUAUUUGUAAUGAUAAGACUUAUUGCUUGAAAUCUAUUGCAAGUUUUAUUACUGUUUUAAUAUUGUUCAAGUGUAGGAAAGGCAAUGAAAUGCUCAUCUUAGAGCAGCGGUUCUCAACCUGUGGGUCGGGACCCCUUUGGGGGUCGAAUGACCCUUUCACAGGGGUCA